AUCUGUUCCUUUACUAACAACAGAGCGCGCCCCCGCGUUUAGACCUCAGACGGACUUCGACUACAGUGGUUCACCCCCCUUGUGAUUUAUCAUUAUAAGUUUUCGCUUUAGUUUUUUAUAUUAUUUUCGUAAAUAUCAGCAGAAGAUGAAAAGUCAACUAGUUACUUUGUCUUCUCUCUGCUUGUAGAACAAGUGAAAGUCGGAGCGAGGAGUAGUUGCGUUCUCUCUCCAUCACUCACGUUCUAGUGCUACCGACCGAGAAACCGGGUGCCAUUGAGUAGCGGCUUUCUUUUUGUCUCUUGCAUCGAGCCGUGGCUUCCGAUCCUCUGUGACUGCCGCGGAAGGAGAGGACGGCGAAGGACGAAUGAAAACAUCAUAAAUACUAAUGCAUUAAUAUUGUCGGAAGUUUGACAUUUGAUUUUUGCCGUUCUGUUUUUGUUGAAAUUACGAUCGUGUUAAUAUGGAGUCGGUGGAAAGGGAGUGUGGAGCGCUUGGGGGAUUAUUCCAGGCUAUCGUCAACGACAUGAAGAGCUCCUAUCCUGUCUGGGAGGACUUUGGUGCCAAGGCUACCAAACUGCACUCCCAACUCAGGACCACGGUUCUAGCAGCUGUGGCCUUCUUGGAGGCUUUUCAGAAGGUGGCUGACAUGGCGACCAGCUCCAGAGGGCAGCAGAUGGCGUGGAGAUCCCUGGCCCCCAUCUGGCCCACCACCAGGCCGGGAGCCACACAGCACCAGGACAGGAGAUUACUCUCAGGCCUGAGCAGCACUCAAACCAUUAGACAUCUUCACCGAGGAGAGUGAGCAAGGCCAACAUGGUC
This is a messenger RNA of Hypomesus transpacificus, 819 nucleotides long. Its product is annotated as protein MTSS 2-like. Gene Ontology annotation, cellular component: actin cytoskeleton; cytoplasmic side of plasma membrane. Gene Ontology annotation, molecular function: actin binding; phospholipid binding. Gene Ontology annotation, biological process: plasma membrane organization; cell projection assembly. The transcript has 4 exons. Lineage: Eukaryota; Metazoa; Chordata; Actinopteri; Osmeriformes; Osmeridae. Bases 461 to 802 code for a protein of 113 amino acids. The record is from RefSeq and is a predicted model, not a curated record.